Penicillium paradoxum is the source of this 1080-nucleotide messenger RNA. RefSeq names its product MBL fold metallo-hydrolase. The transcript has 3 exons. The record is from RefSeq and is a predicted model, not a curated record. NCBI's taxonomy places the organism in Eukaryota, Fungi, Ascomycota, Eurotiomycetes, Eurotiales, Aspergillaceae. The coding region runs from base 1 to 1080 and encodes 359 amino acids.
AUGACAUCGCGGCCAUUCAUCGAGCUGCCUCCGGGCAAGGACGUGGUGAGCGUUAAACUGAUCAAUCCUGUCAAUUUCGGCCCAGCUAUUAUCAACCGGUUCAUGGGCCCUCCUGUGCCUGGAGUCGAGAAAAAGAAACCUGGGCCAGUCUUGACAUUCCUGGUGGAACAUUCUUCCGGCCAGAAGCUUGUGUUUGAUCUUGGGAUCCGGAAGGAUUAUCAAAAUUAUGCUCCGACAGUGGCGGAAUAUAUUCCCACGACGAAUUAUGACAUCCAAGUGACAAAGAAUGUGGUCGAUAUCCUGGAAGAGAACGGCAUUCCCGGGACAAGCAUUGACGCGGUGAUUUGGAGUCACUGGCAUUGGGAUCAUAUAGGAGACCCUUCAAGCUUCCCCAGCAGUACUGAUUUGAUCGUGGGACAGGGAUUCUCCGAUGCCAUGUUGCCUGGUUAUCCCGCCAAUCCCAAGUCCCCGAUCCGCGAGAGCGACUAUGCGGGCCGAAAACUGCGCGAGAUUCGAUUCGAUGGGCCUGAGGCCCUACUCAUUGGGAAAUUCCCUGCAGUGGAUUAUUUUGGCGAUGGGUCAUUCUAUUUAUUAGAUAGCCCUGGUCAUGCAGUCGGGCAUCUAUGCGGUCUCGCACGAACGACCGUUGAUCCUCCUACUUUUGUUAUGAUGGGAGGAGACAUCUGCCAUUAUGCGGGUAUCUUCCGUCCCUCGAAGUAUCUCCCUGUGCCCGCAUCGAUUUCUCCACAUCCGUAUAACGUACAAAGUGAGGUACCUUUCUGUCCUGGAAGUGUGUUUGAUGACUUGCAGCACAGCAGAGAGAGAAAACCUACAGAUACGAUGUACGAGAUGUGCUUCGGUCAUGAUAUUCCCCUGGCACAGAAGACUCGUGAUAAUUUGCAAGAACUGGACUGCGACGAGAACAUAUUUGUCAUCAUUGCACACGAUGCAACAGUGAGGGACGCGGUGGAUCACUUCCCAGCGACUCUCAAUGACUGGAAGGAGAAGGGAUGGGCUCAGAAUGUAAAGUGGACUUGGUUCCGGGAUCUCGAACCAUUUUGGAAGUCGAAAGGCUUGUAG